Messenger RNA from Ichthyophthirius multifiliis, 2578 nucleotides. RefSeq lists its product as hypothetical. Gene Ontology annotation, molecular function: nucleic acid binding. The record is from RefSeq and is a predicted model, not a curated record. The transcript has 12 exons. NCBI's taxonomy places the organism in Eukaryota, Ciliophora, Oligohymenophorea, Hymenostomatida.
AUGAUGAAUUUUACAGCAAAGCCGUCACUAUAAAAAAAACAAAACUUUUACAAAAUAUAAGCUGUUUUAGAUGAUCAUGAAUUAACAAGAAAACUAAUUUCUGAGGGAAGCUCCUCUUUAAUGGAAGCAAUAAGCGAUUAAUUAUAUUUUACAUCAUUAAUAGGAAACUAAAUAUAAGAAAAAUGUAUUGAAUAUGUUUAGAAAUUAAUAAAUGAGAAAAAAUUACCAAAUAAAAUAAACUAUAUUUAAAAUUAAUUAAGUACCUAUUUGGAGAAUCCAAAAUCUGAAUUAUUUAAUAAUCUAAAUUUGGAACUAGUUUCAAUAGUAUAUUAAGUUCAAAUUAAGGUUCAUUCAAUAUCUGAUGAAUCAUACUUAAAUUCCUAUAUUAUAGGAAAGCAAUAUUAAAAAAAAAUAAAAAUUAUAAACAUAGAUAAUAACUUCGAUUCAAUUUAUACUAAUGCAUAAUUAAAAGAUUUUACCAUGUGUUAGAAUUUACUAUAUGAAUUUUUAAAUGAAAAAUUAUAAUUAGGAAAAAAAUAAACUUAAGAAUUAAUAAACAUUAGUUACGAAAAUAAAUAAAGCAAUAGAUGUAUAGAAAGACUUACAAUAUAAAAUGAUUUAUCUACCAAAAGGCAGAAAAGAAGUCUUUCUGACAACAGAUAAGAUGUUGAUGAAAAACACAACACCAACUAUUAUAAUUUAUUUCGAGCAUACAAAUUUCCAGAUAAAUUUUUGUAUUAAUUUAUCAAGAAAACAGAAAGCCCAUCUAAUACAACCUCUUAAAAUUUGAAAAAGCCCCAAAUUCAUUUUGAACCUAUAAAAAACUAACCCAUAGAAGAUAAUGAUAGUAUAUUUAAUGAUGAUGGUGGUUUAGAACUUGAACAUAAAUAUAAUAAAAGUACAAACGAAUUAAACCAAGAAUAACAAGAAGAAGAAGAAGAUAUUUUGAUAAAAGAAACCUAGAUUCCAAUAAGAAAACCAACAGAUAAAUUCGAAGGAGAUAAAAGAUCGAGAGAUUCACCGAGUAAUAAAGAUUCAUUUGCAGCUUUUUAAGAUUAUAAUAAUUUAGGAAUUCCCUUAGUACAAAUUCCUUUGUAGCAUAGUUCUAGUAAUCCAAAUAUUAGAAUAUAAAUAAAAAAUUAAUCAAGAAACGAAAAUAAUGCAACUUCAAUGACAACUAUUUAAUAUGAUAAAAACAUGAAAAUUGGUGAUGUUUCUUCUUAAAAAAAUAGUAAUGGAAAUCAUUAGCUUUUGAAUGGAAAUCAUCUUUAUACUGGGACACUUAAAUUUUUUGACCACGAAAAAAAUUAUGGAUUUAUUGUCGAAGAUUCCACUAAAUCAGAUAUUUUCCUACAUAAUGAUGAUUUAUAGAAAGCUAAUAUAUCUAAAAAUGCACUUUUAGGUUAAAAAUAAGGUCAAAUUAUUAGAUUCUAAUUUUGUUGUAUGGAAUAUAUUGGGAAAUAUAAGUAGUCUAGAAAGGCCGUUGAUAUCAAGCUUUUGAAUGAUGGAUAUUCAUUUUGGAUAGAAUAAUUUAAAUAAGAUUGUGCAUUCACAGUUAAAUGUUAAGGUGAUCCUAAUUGUAUUCCAGACCCAAUAGAUCCAAACUCACCAGAAGCAAAAGCUAUAAAACACUAAUAUUCUUCCGAUUUUAUUUGUAAUGAGAUGUUUUCAGGUCCAAAUUGCUGUAAUGAUGCCUAAGUAAAUAAAUAUAAAAAAUUAAAUAUUUUUAUAAUAAAAAAAAGAACAACUUACUAGCAUCAAAUUUUUUAUAAGUAAAAAAUAAAAACUAAAAAAAUUAAAAUAAAAUAUUUUUAUAAGAUUGAUGCUACAUUCGGAAAUAUAGGAAAUGGAUGUGACAAUUGUGCUGCUAAUAUAAAAAGAUUUUGGUGUAUAUAUACAUGUUCUCCUAACUAAAGUGACUUUGUUAGGACUCAUGGCCGUAAAAACGUUACAGAUCCAACUGAUACAAGUGGUAAUUCAUAAUUAGAAGUACAAGAUGUAAGUAUUAUUGUUGAUUCUUAAACAAUUUGUGAUUUAUGGCAAAGCUGUUUCCGCAAUGAAAACUCCGGCAGGAUUUUUGUCUUUUUAAGGAGCAAAUGCAGUUACUUCAGGAAGAUAAUCGAUAAGAGUUGAUUAUACAAGUGAUGCAAGUAAAAAGCCACUAAAUGUUUAAAAUUUGGCUAAAUGCGAUGAACCAUAACCUCCCUAAAAUGGAACAAGAAAAAAUAAUGGAGUUGAUUAUCCAUGGUUUGGAAAUUAAUAUGGAUUUAAUAUUUCGUAAAAUUGUUCAUGCAAUAAUUGCGCAGAUUCAUGUUCAAUAUAUUAAUUUUAAUAAAUUUCAGUUAUGGAAGGAUUUAAUUGGAUUGCGGUUGCUAUUUUAUAUUCUUGUGCUUUAAUAAGUGCUUUAUUACUAAGCUGGUAUAGAAAAAGAAAAAUAAUUUAAAAAAGUAAAGUAAAUUAGUAAAAUAGAUAAAAUAUAUAUACUAAUGCACCUUUAAUUCAAAAUAAUUAAUAAUGAAUAUAUAUUAUUGUUUUUUAAAAUAUAUAAAAGAAUUAUAAUUAUAAUUUAAUUUACAAC